Molecule: messenger RNA, 441 nt
Organism: Zymoseptoria tritici IPO323
Lineage: Eukaryota; Fungi; Ascomycota; Dothideomycetes; Mycosphaerellales; Mycosphaerellaceae
Exons: 3
Coding region: 1-441 (146 amino acids)
Source: RefSeq, a predicted model, not a curated record
AUGUCGCUCGGAAACCAUCCAACUUUGGACCUGACUUUGGACGAAUGGGAUUUAAGCUGCUUCGAACUCGAGCAACCGCAGAUCGCAGGUGGCAGCGACCCCAGCCAGAAUGUUGACCGGUGGCCAACAGCCGUUGCCUGUGCUUGUCCGGCCUACAGUCAGCUUGUCCACGUACAGCAGCAGUUUGCACAUCGGGUGUGUAAUGUUGAGGUCGAUCAACAGACUCUCAAAGAGUGGGCUAGCAAAGCCUCCGUUCGCAUCAACGAUCUGCAAUUGAAGAGGAAUGGAAUGUCGCCUUUACAGGCUCAUUUCGGAUCGUUGAUCGGAGGCGUGACCAGAAACAACAAGACAACGGUGGAUAGUGAGCAACGUCAGGCACUCAUGGAUGUGAUCAUCGCCUUCGAAACGCAUCAUCCUCGAUUCCUGCCUUAUACGAUAUAG